AAUGGACGCCAAAAAUUGACACCUUUUGUCAAAAUUUUCAUUUCAAAAUCCGCCAUGAAAGUAGCUCCUCCAAAUUUCUCAGCAGAACCCUAAACAAAGAAAAGGCACACCCACCACCGCAACCGCAAACUUCCAUGCCCAACCUCCACAGCCACUACACUCUCCUCCCACUCAGACCCACUUCAUUUCUGCUGACGAAAUGGGCUCUCUCAUCCCAAUUUUAGACCUCAAUAACCUCCCAGAAUCCGCCGCCGGCUCCACCCCAAACACUACCAUCUCCGCCGUAUCCAUGAAAGUCCCCAAAAUCGAACCGAAGCUCGAACCUUUCGACGAACCACUCGAUGCCCACCUGCCCCAACUGCCUCCAGAACCCUUCAUUUCCACUCCUACCCCCAACUCUCUCACCAAUUCCCAAAUUAACCCUUUCUCCGACCAGAACCACACCCCCGUAUCUGAUUCCUCCGCUGCACCCUCCGACCAGGAGAAUGUGUACUCGGAGUUCCAUCGAAUUUCCGAGCUUUUCCGAACUGCUUUUGCUAAAGGGCUCCAGAGUAUCGGCGACGGCGAGGUCGAAGUAUUGGACCCGGAUGCGCGAGCAAUUGUGCCGGUUCCUCAAGAAACCCAGAUAACAGAGGCUGUCGUCGCGCGAAGGAAAUACCCCAAGCGGUCCUCCGAGCUCGUCCGGGUGACCGAUCUCAACAUCGAGGACCAGAGGUACUUCCGUGACGUGGUGCGGAAAACCCGAAUGCUUUACGACUCGAUUCGGAUACUGUCAGUGGCGGCGGAGGAGAAGCGGAACCCAGGAAACGGGAAGCGAGUCCGCGGCGACUUGCAGGCCGCCACAGCGCUCAGGGAUCGUGGGUUGUGGCUCAAUCGCGAUAAAAGGAUCGUGGGUUCGAUUCCUGGGGUGUACGUUGGCGAUCUCUUCUUUUUCCGCAUGGAGUUGUGUGUGGUGGGUUUACAUGGCCAAGUCCAAGCUGGCAUCGACUAUCUUCCAGCGAGCCAGAGCUCGAAUCACGAGCCAAUUGCAACCAGCAUUAUUGUUUCGGGUGGCUAUGAGGACGACGAGGAUGCUGGUGAUGUGAUUAUCUACACCGGUCAUGGAGGACAGGACAAGUUUAAUAAACAAUGUGCUCAUCAGAAGCUGGAAGGUGGGAAUUUGGCAUUGGAGAGGAGCAUGCAUUAUGGGAUUGAAGUGAGAGUUAUCCGAGGAAUCAAAUGCCAAGGUGGUAUUUCACAUAAGGUUUAUGUUUAUGAUGGCUUGUAUAGAAUAUUUGACUGUUGGUUUGAUGUGGGGAAGUCGGGGUUUGGUGUUUAUAAGUUUAAACUUCUGAGAAUGGAAGGGCAAGGCGAGAUGGGUAGCGCCAUUCUUAAGUUUGCGGCUAGCCUUAGGGCCAGCCCAUUGGCUGUGAGACAGUCGGGGUAUCUCAGUCUGGAUAUUUCUAAUAAGAAGGAGAAUGUUCCAGUUUUUCUGUUCAAUGACAUUGAUUCUGACCAGGAUCCCAUGUAUUAUGAAUAUCUUGCGGCAACUGUGUUUCCAACACAAGUAUUUCAUCAGUCCGGGAAGGGGACCGGGUGUGAUUGUGUUGACGGUUGUUUUGGUAAUUGCUUUUGUGCUUUGAAAAAUGGAGGCGAGUUUGCUUAUGAUGACAAUGGUUGUCUUUUGAGAGGGAAGCCUGUGGUUUUUGAGUGCGGGCCCUUCUGCCAUUGUCCCCCAACAUGCCGGAAUCGUGUCACUCAAAAAGGUAUGAGAAGUAGACUGGAAGUGUUUAGAUCAAGGGAAACAGGUUGGGGAGUUAGGUCCUUGGACUUGAUACAUGCCGGUGCCUUUAUAUGUGAGUAUACAGGGGUUAUUCUCACUAGGGAAAUGGCUCAAAUAUUUGCAAUGAAUGGUGAUACCUUGGUUUAUCCACAUCGGUUUUCUGAUAGAUGGACAGAAUGGGGAGAUUUAUCCCAGAUAUAUCCUGAUUAUGUACGUCCAAGUUAUCCUUCGAUCCCACCAUUGGAUUUUGCUAUGGAUGUAUCCAAAAUGAGAAAUGUUGCUUGUUAUAUGAGCCACAGUUCCACUCCGAAUGUGAUGGUGCAGUUUGUACUGUAUGAUCACAAUAAUUUGAUGUUUCCUCAUCUCAUGCUGUUCGCAAUGGAGAACAUCCCUCCUAUGAGGGAGUUGAGCCUUGACUAUGGGGUGGCUACUGUGUCUGAGGCUGAUGAAUGGACAGGAAAACUUGCUAUCUGUAACUAAUUUUGAUGGGGCGAUGAUAUUAAAUCAUGCAGAUGGUUACGGGAGUAUGAUAUACUAAGCUCUUGUUCAAACUUCAAUGUCACCUUGUCACCUAUUCAUUGGUGCUAGGUAUGUGAUUCUUUGUGCAAUGAUAUACUCUAGUAAUCAUAUGGUGAAGCGUACUAUUCGGAGGAAGGGGCCUUUAUAUUUCUCUGUGCUGGAGACACACGCGUCUCAUGCCCUUGCCUGUUCGCGUUAAUAGAGAGAGACACACAUGGGCACACGCAUAACUUGUUCCUGGUGUAUAUCUUUUGCAAAGUUAGGCAGUUUAUUGACUAUGGAUAAAGUGAGGGAGCCGUGCAAAUCUUGUCAUUUGAAAGAGAAUUAUGUGUUUGGAAGGGGAAGUUUAGUAAAGUACAAUAAGUGGCAUUCAGACUACUAAGCUGUGUAUCUGGCUUCCGAAUUUUCUGGUCCAUGAAUGUUUCCUCACAACUAGAUGCCGAAAAUGUAAAUUUUUCAAUCAGGUUAUCCAAAAGCAUUGAUGUGGCUCAUGUACAUGGCAAUUGAAGUCGCGGGCUGGUAAAAAAAAAAGAGAAUUGAGAACUCGCAGACCGAGCCACCAGAUGCUGCUGUGAUGAUUUUCUCUGACGUUUUAGGCUUUCCCGGUUUCCUGGACCUUUCGGACCAAGUCUUCAUACACGCAACUGAUAGUAGGUGUCUUUAGGUUUGUUAAGUUUGUAAGAACAACUUGUACUGAUCUUCUGUACUUGUAGCUUUGUAUAUGUUAUCACAACCAAAAUGGCUAAACUUUGUACAGAAUUGUAUAAUUCGUGCCUACAGGUAUCGCGUAUGUUUGGAUGGAUUGGUUUUCUUUAA
Molecule: messenger RNA, 3097 nt
Organism: Pyrus x bretschneideri (Chinese white pear)
Lineage: Eukaryota; Viridiplantae; Streptophyta; Magnoliopsida; Rosales; Rosaceae
Product: histone-lysine N-methyltransferase family member SUVH9
Exons: 4
Coding region: 200-2242 (680 amino acids)
Cellular component (GO): nucleus
Molecular function (GO): zinc ion binding; histone methyltransferase activity; protein binding
Source: RefSeq, a predicted model, not a curated record